UUAAGUUUAUUUCAAAUAUUACACUUAUUUCAAAACAGUUGUUUCUGACCUAACAGUAAAUGUACUGGACAGCUAAAUUAUUUUAAGAAAAUUAUCUCUUUUCUGUGUAUCAGCCAUAUUUCUUUUAUUGAGCCAGAUCUUAAAUAUCUAAGAGCUAGAGCAUGGCAAGUUUAAAAUUCCUCCAGUGAUUUGGGAGCUAAGAUGGACCUCGCUUCAAAAUUCCAGUCACCUGCAAUGAUUACAGCCUCAUAAAAUGUGUUAGCAUUCAGUAUGCGGAUAUAUCUGAACUAUAAGGUAGGCUGUAAAUGUGCGAUGGGCCUUUGCCUUUUCAGCUGUUUGUAGGGGUAAGAAAAGCAGGCAUUCAGAUUCUGUAAACAAUUUAUUUUUCUUCUAGUAUAUAUAUGCAUUAACUUGGAAAACUCCCUCUCUAGAAUUUGAAAUAAUAGUUGUUUUGGGGUCAUAACUACAAAUCUAUCAUCUUGUUAGUAGCUUAAAGUCAUGAUUUGGUGACUUACCCACCAAAUUGUGACUGACUUACCUAUCCAGACUAAAAUGUCUUUAAAGUGAAAGUACACUUUCUGUUGUCGCUUGGCUUGUUUAAAAGAACGAGGUGAUGUCUUCAACAAAAACAAGGCUUCAUUGCUGUUCUUCAAGCUUGUGUGUGUGUGUAAAUUACUUUUGCCUCUACUAUUUUUUUGUUGUUUUAGAGAAGAAAACACACUUGAGACUAAGGCAAUUCCGUAGUGUGGAAUUCAAGAUAGAGAAGAUGAUUUUUCCUUUUACUACAAGAUUGCAAGUCGUUUGAUGUUUUGAUGAGUAUCUUAGUUUUCUCAUCUUGUAUCUGUAAAAUGGUGAUUGUUAACUGUGCUUGUGGCGGUCUCCUUGCAUCAUUAAGUGAGCAGCUGUAUCUUUCCAAUUGCUUCAGCAUUCACAGUUUCUAAUUAUUUUUUCCUUUGAAACAUCCUUCUACUUAAGCAUCAGAGGAGCAGGACUAUUCACAGGCAUUAUCUAGAGAGAAGGUGAAAAUUACAUGUCUGUAAAUCACUUCUGUAGGGACACAGCUUACAGAAUUCUUAUUUAUUGACCUCUGUUUUCUCUUUUUUGUUUGUUCUGGUUUUGUUGCUAUUCUAGGAGUGUCCCUCCUUUGUGGUGAUUAUCUUGCAUAUCGUUUUAAAUUUCUUAGGGUGAAUUUUAGCUCUUGAGCUGCUAUUUCCCUUUGGUAGCUUUGUCUCCUGCAAAUUUGGAAGUACUGAAUAGGACGUUUGGCAAACAACAUUUAUGCUCGGCAGGCUUUUGGCUGAUGGUGGCCUAUUCAGCAGCCAUUUGGAGGCUCUACCUUGCAAAUGCUAGCUUCAAGUGUCAAAAAAACAGUGAGAACUAGGAGGGUUCUGCCAGUCUUGAGUUGAGACCCAGGAGUAAGAAACUUUGAAGAUAAUCACAUCAGAGAAGCUGCGCUUGGAGAGAGACUUUCAAAGAUACGAAGAAUAGGAAGUCUCCGGUCUUGCAGUUCAUCAGACUGCUUUAGUAAAGUGAUGCCUCCAAGGAAAAAGAGGAGACCUGCAGCAGGAGAUGAUUUAUCUGCUAAGAAAAGUAGACAUGAUGGUAUGUAUAGAAAAUAUGAUUCGACUAGAAUAAAAGCAGAGGAAGAAGUUUUUUCAAGUAAGAGAUGCUUAGAAUGGUUCUAUGAAUAUGCAGGCACCGAUGAUAUUGUAGGGCCAGAAGGAAUGGAGAAAUUUUGUGAAGACAUUGGAGUUGAACCAGAAAAUGUAGUUAUGCUUGUACUAGCGUGGAAGUUGGAUGCACAAAACAUGGGCUACUUUACGUUACAAGAAUGGUUAAAAGGAAUGACAUCACUACAGUGUGAUACUACAGAAAAAUUGAGGAAUUCUCUGGAUUACUUGAGAUCUUUAUUAAAUGAGCCUACCAAUUUUAAACUUAUUUAUAGAUAUGCAUUUGACUUUGCACGGGAAAAGGAUCAGCGCAGCCUAGAUAUCAAUACUGCCAAGUGUAUGUUGGGCCUUCUUUUAGGAAAAACAUGGUCCCUUUUUCCAGUAUUUCACCAGUUUCUAGAGCAAUCAAAAUACAAAGUUAUCAAUAAGGACCAAUGGUGUAACGUUCUUGAAUUCAGCAGAACAAUUAACCUUGACCUCAGUAACUAUGACGAAGACGGAGCCUGGCCAGUGUUGUUGGAUGAGUUUGUGGAAUGGUAUAAAGGAAAACAGAUGACAUAGGAGUUUAACUAUGCACAGCCACUCGAGAGUCACUGUUACCACAGUUAAUGUCAACCAUUAGCCAUAAACUGCUCUUUGUAUGGAAGUGCAUGCUGCUUCUCUUGCACUGCGUCCCUUUGGCGGGGAACUUUUGGUGUUUGCUAUUUAACAAGCCUAGCUCUGCUCGCUGUGUAGCAUUGUUCUCUUUGAAGGCUGCUUUGCAUUAUGUAUUUACACUACGAAUUGGUGAACUUGCCAGCGUCUUCACUGUGAUUAUGUGUAUAUUGCUGUCUAAAUUUUGUAUAUGUGUAUAAAAAAAGAAAAGAAAAAAGCUUCACCUAGGGAUUAUUUCUGCAGAAAUGUAUUGUACAAAUAAUUUCGUGGCAUAUUUCUAGUCAUCACUUACAUGUUUGUUGAAACUUCGGUUAGUUUGUUUUUCUUUUGGUCUCAAAUGUAGCAUUUCAGAAAAAUGAAAUGAACAGACUGCUUGGACAUAGUUACGUGAAGAACUAUUGUCAAUUUUAAUGUUACUAUUUGAGAUGCCAGUUUCUGAGGGGAGAAGACAUGCUGUGACUUUCUUCACCGGAAUUCGCCAAACCUGACCUAUUGCUUAAUAGGAAUGAACAUUGGUGUCUUAAAAAAAAGUAUAUAUAUACACACAUAUAAAUAUUAAAACACUGUAAUAGUUGUACAUGCCACAGAUGAUUUCCAUUUGAAGAAAAAAGUACUGACUUUUUAAUGUUAAAACUGCAGUAGUCAUUACAGGUACAAAUGAACAAAUUAAAGUACCUUUUAAAAAUGGGUUUUAGACUUUCUUAAAUUGCCUUUGGCAUACUCCUGUCAAUUUAUUUAUUUUUUUUUUUGUGUACCCAAGAGUGUUUGGUCUAUGUUGCAAUCCAGUGAAACUGAAAGUUCUAGCUAAAAUUAGUGGUUUGGGGAAUAAAGUCUGCUCACCCCUAGCACGUAGAUAAUACAGAUUUGGGGUUUUUUGUUUGUAACAUUAGCCUUUCCCAGGGUCUCUAACUUUGUGUUUCUAAGAAAUUAAACAUAUUAUACUGAAUAGUCAAAA
Calidris pugnax (ruff) is the source of this 3279-nucleotide messenger RNA. It is a transcript of the gene DCUN1D4, whose product is annotated as DCN1, defective in cullin neddylation 1, domain containing 4. The record is from RefSeq and is a predicted model, not a curated record. NCBI's taxonomy places the organism in Eukaryota, Metazoa, Chordata, Aves, Charadriiformes, Scolopacidae. The transcript has 10 exons. Gene Ontology annotation, biological process: protein neddylation; positive regulation of ubiquitin-protein transferase activity. Gene Ontology annotation, molecular function: ubiquitin-like protein binding; ubiquitin conjugating enzyme binding; cullin family protein binding. The coding region runs from base 1533 to 2231 and encodes 232 amino acids. Gene Ontology annotation, cellular component: ubiquitin ligase complex.